AUGAGAGGUUUCAAUAACUAUCCAAAUAGAUAUGCAAAUUUCCCGGAUUACACAAAUCCGUAUGUAAAUUAUCAAGCGGCAGCAUACGGGCAAUUCAGGACAAAUUAUGGAGAUUUUACCGGACAUACAAAUAUGACGAAUAAUCAUAGAGAUGGAUCAAGUAAUUUAGGAAAAAACUUAAUGCAAAUAGAUUGGAACAGUGUAAAAUUAGUUCCUUUUGAAAAAAAUUUUUAUAAAGAACAUGAAGAUAUAAGUAAUUUGAGCGCGAAAGAAGUGAAAGAUAUUCGAGAUAAACAUAGAAUCACGAUUUUAGAUGGAGAUGAGGUUCCUAAUCCAGUAGAAUCAAUAAAUAAAAUUGGUUUUCCAGAUUAUGUUUUAAAGUCUUUAAAAAAUAAUAACAUUAUUACCCCAACCCCUAUACAAAUACAAGGUUGGCCAAUAGCAUUGUCAGGAAAAGAUAUGAUUGGAAAAGCCGAAACAGGUAGUGGUAAAACCUUAGCCUUUAUAUUACCAGCAUUUGUUCAUAUUUUAGCUCAACCAAGUUUAAAAUAUGGUGAUGGUCCAAUUGUUUUAGUUUUAGCACCAACAAGAGAAUUAGCUGAACAAAUUCGUCAAGAAUGCAUCAAAUUUUCUAUUGAAUCCAAAAUAAGAAAUACUUGUGCAUAUGGUGGUGUUCCAAAAAGUGGACAAAUUUAUGCACUCAAACAAGGUGUCCAUAUUUUAAUUGCUUGUCCAGGUCGUUUGAUUGAUUUAUUAGAACAAAAUGUUACGAAUCUUAUGAGGGUUACUUAUUUAGUUUUAGAUGAAGCAGAUAAAAUGUUAGAUAUGGGUUUCGAAAUACAAAUACGAAAAAUUGUUAACCAGAUUAGACCUGAUAGGCAAACUUUAAUGUGGUCAGCUACAUGGCCAAAAGAAGUUCAAUCUUUAGCAAGAGAUUUAUGUAAACAGCAACCAAUACAUGUUAAUGUUGGUUCAUUAUCAUUAACUGCAUGUCGUAGAAUUAAGCAAGAAAUUUAUCUGAUUGAGGAACAUGAAAAGAUAGCAAACUUGAAGUUACUACUUCAGAGAAUAUUCAGAGAUAACGAUCGAAUAAUUGUAUUUGUUGAAACGAAGAAAAAUGCAGAUUUUAUCACAAAGGCACUUAGACUAGAUGGUGUACCAGCCUUAUGCAUACAUGGGGAUAAAAAGCAAGAUGAAAGAAGAUGGGUAUUGAAUGACUUUAAAACUGGAAAAAGCCCUAUUUUAAUAGCAACAGAUGUAGCUUCAAGAGGGUUAGAUAUAAAAGAUGUAAAAUAUGUAAUUAAUUUUGAUUUUCCAAAUCAAAUUGAAGAUUAUGUGCACAGAAUUGGUAGAACAGGUAGAGCAGGAGCUCACGGGGCUUCUUUUACCUUUUUAACAUCAGAAAAAUAUAGACUAGCCAAAGACUUAGUUAAAAUAUUAAGAGAAUCUGAACAACCUGUACCACCACAAUUAGAAAAAAUUUCCUACACUGUUUACAGUAAUCCAAGAAGAAACCCUUAUUACGGUUAUGGUCGUUCGUCUCACAAUGUAAAUAACAUUCCUAUAAAAGGAAGUAAUAGAUACUAUUAA
Plasmodium gonderi is the source of this 1590-nucleotide messenger RNA. RefSeq names its product ATP-dependent RNA helicase DDX5. NCBI's taxonomy places the organism in Eukaryota, Apicomplexa, Aconoidasida, Haemosporida, Plasmodiidae. The transcript is spliced from 2 exons. Gene Ontology annotation, cellular component: ribonucleoprotein complex; cytoplasm; nucleus. Gene Ontology annotation, molecular function: ATP binding; RNA binding; RNA helicase activity. Bases 1 to 1590 code for a protein of 529 amino acids. The record is from RefSeq and is a predicted model, not a curated record.